Molecule: messenger RNA, 1994 nt
Organism: Klebsormidium nitens
Lineage: Eukaryota; Viridiplantae; Streptophyta; Klebsormidiophyceae; Klebsormidiales; Klebsormidiaceae
Source: the annotation of a GenBank genome assembly
GGGCAGGACAGGCUCAGCAUUGCCACUGCCAUUGGCUCGUGCAAACAAGAACUUGAAGAAGGUCCUGAAGCGGUGCAAGCAGCAAGGCACGGAUCAAAGCUUGGGAUUCAGCAGGAACUUUGUUCGGAGAAGAACUCUCAGUUGGACGCAUGCAAGCUGCUCUUCAAAUCGCAGAAGAAGAAUCGAUGGCGUUUCUGAGUUGUCUUAUCUGAUGGCGGGGACAAAUGAAGAGGUCUUUAAAUCAGUUUGGAUCUAGCGCUGUCUGUUUGUUGAUCAGCAGGCUGUCCGAGUUGAUGGGCUAGCUGCUAUAGCUUAGUUCAGCUUGAACCGGUGCAGGUUCUGGCACACCACUGCUGCAUCAACUUUGAUCAGGGAAUUGCUGCCGCAGAUUGAAAGAGAAGUACAGAAAGUGUUUGGAGUAGGUCUGGAUUUUGUGGGAUUCGAUGGCCAUCACAAUAGUUGCUGGUCAGGUCCAUCUCAGCAGUCAAAGCAGCAUACUUACUCACAGUCUGCAAGAGAACUGUCGGUUGCAUGCAAACCUCCGCUCCCAGUGCUUCCGAAGGCCAAUAGGAUACAGUGCUCGCUUGACGCACUCCAGACCAGCAUUGCUCAGAAAACCCCCUGAGCCACCUCAUUUCCUUGAGAGUCCAAUCACACACAUACGAUCAGUUCGGUGGAGGAGAAGCUUGGCUGACCCUUCCUUGCAAACACUAAGACCGCUUGCAUCUGCUUCGAUCGAGCCCCCACAAUCCGCACGAACAUCCGCUGCUCCCUCAUCCUCCACCCACUUUGAAAACCAACCACCGCCAAUCUAUCCCACUGCUGAGGAAGAAUCCCCGGGACCGUCCGGCCACCCAGGCUUUGUUUACUUCUCCGGAGACAGUAGGGUGGGGACAGUCAGCUACAACCCUCAAGCAACAGUACAGGGCACGCCGGCACCAGAUCAGGCAAUUGGAGAGCCGCCAAACAUGGCCACAUGGACCAAUCUGCCGCCGAAGAGGCUGCUUCUGAUGGCCGUUCUUGCCGGGACGCUUUGGACGAGCCUGAUGGGGGUCCGAGUGUUCGGGAAAGGUGCGAGGCUUGCAGCGGGGGCGUUGUCGCUCGUCUGGCUCGGUGUCGUGCUGGGGAUCUCGUUCCUGGAAGCUUGGGUGAAGUUCCGCGCCCCGCUGAUUACGCGCGCGGUCGCAGUCGACGUCGGGCGCCACGUGUUUGCCGCCAAGUCGUACGUUGAAAAGCUGCUCUACCUCGCGCUCGUUGCGCUGCUCGCCGAUGCGGGGGUCCGCCCCUGGGGCCCGCCGUUUGUGGUGCCGGUGCUUAUGGCGGUAGUCCUGCUGCAGUGGGAGUGGCUGGAACCGGGGCUCGAGCAACGUGCCCGGUGGACGAUCGCCCAGGCCCCUGCAGAGGAUCUCCCGGCCUCCAAGGCCUCCCUUCAGGCAGAGAUUGCGGAGUCGGUUAUGCAGCCCGUGCCCAAACGCGAUAUCCACGAGAUUUUUGGCGCGCUGGAGGUGGUCAAAGUGUUGGUGCUGGCCAGCCUUGCAGUGUGGGCGUUGAGAGGGCGGCCGUGAAAGGGGUUAAGACAAGAGUUGGCGUAGGAGGGUUUGCACAGUUGGUUGGAAUUAAGGAUCGAAAUGGCUGGCGGAGUUCAUCCUGGAUCUGCGAAUAGUGACUUGGCAUGAUCUAAGUAUGCCAGAAAAACAUUGCAAUGACGUAGUUCAUAUCCGAGUUUCUUAAGAAACAGCGCCUGAUAAACGUGCGAGGAAAGAUGGCAGUGUACAGGCCGGAAAGGCAAGCUGCUUGCCACAGCUAGAGCGCGGAGUUUAGGCCUGCUUGCCAAUUGCUUGUGUGUGUGGCACGCUUCCAUAUAGACAGUCGCUCAAAUCAUGCCAGGUAGGAAUGAUGUGAUUCUAGGAUAUGAAUCACCUACACUGGAUGCCAGAUGUGGCAUCUACAUUGAUUCUCGUAACUGUGAGGUAAAAGCCUGACAUGGAUCCUGG